This is a messenger RNA of Malaclemys terrapin pileata, 1123 nucleotides long. RefSeq names its product phosducin like 2 (gene PDCL2). NCBI's taxonomy places the organism in Eukaryota, Metazoa, Chordata, Testudines, Emydidae. The transcript is spliced from 6 exons. The coding region runs from base 296 to 1042 and encodes 248 amino acids. Gene Ontology annotation, cellular component: cytoplasm. Gene Ontology annotation, biological process: protein folding. The record is from RefSeq and is a predicted model, not a curated record.
CUGAGGACACUGAUUUGAAUACGCAAAUAACCGUUCUCAUGGUCCCGCCCACUCCGCUGUGCCUAAGCGGAGACCGUUCUAAGCAGCCAAAUAACUGCUCGGGCUCGCGGCCGCUUCACACCGAGGUGCUACAGCGCCAGCCAAGGGGGGAUCUGCCCUGCGGCAGGGACAGCGCCACGCGACCCCGCCCCUCUGCAGGGCCCAGCCCUGACACACCCUUCCCCGGGGCCGCGAGUGGAACCGGCUGCAUCGGUGGGGACAGCGAGUGCCACCCCCACCCACCCGCGUGUGUGCCAUGCAGGAUCCAAAUGAAGAUACGGAAUGGAAUGACAUAUUAAGAGAUUUUGGAAUACUACCUCCAAAAGAUGAGCCAAAAGAUGAAACUGAAGAAAUGGUUUUACGUUUACAGAAAGAAGCAGAGGUGAAACCAUAUGAAAGAAUGACACUUAAAGAACUAAAUGAAGCUGAAGAUGACUUUGAUGAGGAUGAUAUGAAAGCUCUUGAAAUGUAUAGGCAACAACGGUUGCAAGAAUGGAAAAUUCUUCAGAAAAGACAAAAGUAUGGGGAUCUGAGAGAAAUUUCUGGUGAGCAAUAUGUGAAAGAAGUCACAAAUGCUCAGAAGGAUGUGUGGGUUGUAAUUCAUCUAUAUAGAUCAAGCAUCCCAAUGUGCUUACUAGUUAACCAACAUCUCAGCCUGCUAGCCAGAAAGUUUCCAGAAAUCAAGUUUAUCAAAGCCAUUGUGAACAGCUGUAUUCAAAACUACCAUGACCGAUGUUUACCCACAAUUUUUGUGUACAGAAAUGGUCAGAUAAAAGGCAGGUUCAUUGGAGUUACUGAAUGUGGAGGGACAAAUCUUAAACUAGAAGAGCUUGAAUGGAAGUUAGCACAAGUUGGAGCAAUAGAAACUGACUUAGAAGAAAGCCCCAAACAAAACAUUACAGAUAUGAUGAUGUCUUCAGUUAGAAGUUCUUCUAUUCAUGACACCAACAGUGCUAGUAGGGAAAAUGAUGAGACCAAAUGUUACUCACAUAGGAAUUUUUAAUGGCAGUACUCUGCACUGAUGUUUUUAUGUUUGGUCAACAUAUGCAUGUUUAUUACUGGUUUCAUAAAUUGAAGCAAUGCA